CCAAAGGCAAGCGAUCUGACUCCGGAUACAAGAAGGAAGCGUGGGUCGAAGUGACAGCGGCAUUCAACGAGCGCUUUGGCACCUCGUACCACUCGUUGAAGGUGAAGUCACGACUCGACUGCCUCAAGCGUGAAUACAAAGACGUCAAGUACUUACGGGACAACUCUGGGUUUGGGUGGAACGAAGAGCUGGGCCUGCCUACUGCACCAGAUGACGUCUGGGCUGCUGUUCUCAAGGCAAGCCCAUCAUGCAAGAAAUUUCGGUUCACACCGUUUCCGCUCUACGAAAAAUUGGCCAUCCUGCUCGACGGAGCGUACCUGGACGGGCGAUUUUCUUCGAUGCCACUGGGCUCCAUCGAGCAACGUGACAACAGCGGCAAUGAAACAGCGUCUUCACACAACAUGUCCAAAGAUUACGACAACUCCGACAGCAGCACCAACGACGCAUCUCCUCCACCAAAGAAUCUCAAGCAGAGGUUGGUGGACGUCCUAGCAUCCAAGGCAAACACCAGCAAGACCCACGCGACAGAGUGA
Molecule: messenger RNA, 533 nt
Organism: Aphanomyces invadans
Lineage: Eukaryota; Oomycota; Saprolegniomycetes; Saprolegniales; Verrucalvaceae
Exons: 5
Source: RefSeq, a predicted model, not a curated record